AUGUCAAACAAUACGAAGGAACUGAGCGCAUGUGGUGUUUGGAGAGCAUGCAACAAAAUUCGAGCUGCUGUAGGACGGAUUCAUAUUAAUUUUUGGGACUAUUUUAUACCUCUUGAUACUCAGAACAAUAACUUGAUAUCAGAAUCUUGUUUUAUCAACGUUUUGUCGGGGCCCUUGGGAAUUUUAAUUGGACUUUCAAACCAAGAAGUUUGCGAAAUCGCUGACUAUUUUCGCACUCAAGAUGGACGGAUUUCUUAUACGCAAUUCUGUACUACUAUACACGAAAAUAAUCCCGAUUUUGCUGAUUUUCUUCAAAUCAGUGGGCAAGAAUGGGAAGACCCACUUCAAACUAAUUGUCUCAGUCCUUCCGAGCAAAGAAGAUUAGAAAUCGUAAUAACAAACAUAGUGUCUCUUAUCAAUCGACGGAAACUCUCAUUACGUCCUUAUUUUCAAGAUUAUGAAUUGAUAUCAAAAAAUUGUGGAGUGGUGACGUUUGCUCAUUUUGCAAGAGUUUUACACUUCUUGAAUAUUACUUUGGCCCCUGAAGAAAUGAAUUUACUUUUAAAAAAAUUUGCAAAAGAUAGUUAUACAGUAAACUAUGUUGCCUUUAUACAAGUUGUCGAAGAAAUUCAGGCCUUUUUUGAGAAAAAAGGUCUUUUUGACAAAGGAGGAAAUUUAUUAGAAAAUUUUCCUGGAAGAAUAAUAUCGGUUAAAUUACCAAAAUUACCGCGGCCAGAAGUCGGUAAAAUAAGGACAGCUUGCGUAUUUCCACAGCAACUUCAUUUUUUACCAAUCGACAGAAGUUCAAAAAGAUUACGCAGUAUUCACGAAGUUAUGUUAAGGAUCCAAGAUCAUGUUUACAAAAAUCAUAUUCGAGUGGCCAUGUAUUUUCAGGAUUUUGACACAUUUAAUGUUGGAAGAAUAUCUGAGCAUCAGUUCCGUAGAGGUUUAGAUGCUCUCUGUGAUUCUGCUCUUGGUAAACUUUAUAUAUCCAAUGAUGAAAUACAAAAUUUAAUAAGCUUUUAUAAAGACCCGAAUGAGAUGGAGAGAGUAUGUUGGAGGACUUUUGAAGAUGAUGUUGAACAAGUGUUUACGGUGAAACAUCUUCAGAAACAUCCAAAUUGUAAAGUAAGUGCUCCUCCUGACGAAAUAAAGUCAUUGCCUCGAAAAGGCUUUCAAGAAUGGGAUUGCACUGAGCUACCAAAAAUAGUGCCAGACGAAACGAUGGAAAAAUUGUAUGGUCAGACUAUAAGAAAAAUCAUGCUGCGAACAAAAGAAAGACAAUUUUCUUUAAGGCAGUACUUACGAGACCAUGACAAACACAAUAGAGGCCACAUUUCUCGAGCACAACUUCGUCGAGUUUUAGCGAUUGCAGCAAUCCCCCUCACUCACGAUGAAAUUUUAUCUUUGGAAUAUAAAUUUAACGACGAUCUUGGAUUUCAAUACUUAAAUUUCUUAAAUGAUUUAACAAAGUCUUUGAAUGACUCGUUGACUACUGAAAAAAAACUAGACCAUACACCAGAUAUUUCCAUGACUACCAAUAGCCAAACCAAAGAUAAAAACAUAGACCUGAUUCUGGCUAAAAUAAGAGCUAAAGUUGUUUGCAACGGAAUCAAGGUCAACGAAUUUUUCCGGAAAUUUGAUACCAGAAAUGUUAGAUCAAUAACAAAGAAGGAAUUUCACCGUGGACUAGAUCAAUUAAAGUGUGAGCUAACAGUUUCGGAAGUUAAUACCCUUAUGGAUAACUACACCGUGGCUAACAGUCCUGAAAAAGUUGAUUACUGGAAAUUCACUGACGAAGUUGAGGGGGCCAUGGCACAAGGAUAUAUGGAAAAGUCUCCUUUGGUCAGUCCAGUUCAGCAUGUACCAUCUGAAUCAACCCCCCGUUCUUUUCUUAAUUUUGACGAGCGACGCAUUCUCAUACGAGUGCUCGACUUACUUGCUUCUAACAGCGGAAACUUGGAAGACACUUUUAAGGAUUUUGAUAAAAAAUUACACACUGGAGCUGUAUCGAAAAACCAAUUAAUGAGAGCUUUGAGUAUGAAUAAGCUUCUCACAGCCAUUAGCGUGAAAGAGACCGACAUUUUAUUCAAAUGCUUCACGGUGGGCCAUAUGGAAACAGAUCCAAAAUUCGAUUACAUUUCUUUGAUAAGCGUCUUGAAUGUUUUACGGGAGAAUCGAAGUGUUUAA
Copidosoma floridanum is the source of this 2190-nucleotide messenger RNA. RefSeq lists its product as uncharacterized. The record is from RefSeq and is a predicted model, not a curated record. Lineage: Eukaryota; Metazoa; Arthropoda; Insecta; Hymenoptera; Encyrtidae.